Molecule: messenger RNA, 1260 nt
Organism: Dictyostelium discoideum AX4
Lineage: Eukaryota; Evosea; Eumycetozoa; Dictyosteliales; Dictyosteliaceae
Exons: 1
Coding region: 1-1260 (419 amino acids)
Source: RefSeq, a predicted model, not a curated record
AUGAAUAUUAUUAAAAUCAUUUUUUCAUUAUCUUUAUUAAUGAUGAUGAUUUCAUCAAGUAUUGGUCAAGGUCAAGGUCAAUAUUUAAGAAUGGAUGUAUUUGGUGAUGACCAAUGUAGUAGAGAAACUGUUUAUAGUACCAAAUGGACUAAAUUAAAUUUUUGUAAUGGUCAAUUUGUUUAUAGAUAUGUUCCAAAUUUAGGUGAUGGUAGUAGUACAACAACCACUGGUAAUCCAUUAACAACUGCAGGUACAUUAAGCUCUGUCGAUAUCACUUCAAUUGUUACUCAAGCUGUUACUCUUGGUAUGAGUGGUGCUGGUGGUUUAACCAAUUCUGGUCUUUUAUCAAUUGGUGCUUUAAAUGUUGAUAAUUUAGUUGACGCAGCUGCUUCACAAAGUGAUAAUCAAAAUAGUGGUACCACUUCACAAUCACCAUUACCAACAUCCGAUCCUAUCUCAUCAGCCACUACCACCACUACCAUUACCAAUAAUCCAACAACUACUUCAUCAUCAAUUUUAACCAAUUCCGGUUUAUUAACAAUUGGUGGUACUACUGUUUCAGCAGUUACUGAUUUCGUUACCAGUCUUAUUUCAUCAUCAUUAACAAAUAUUGUUACUACUGGUAAUGGUGGUGCCACUACAUCAGUUCAAGGUGCUAUGGGUAAUGUUGUUCUAUAUUAUUGUCUUAGUGCUUCAGGUUGUCUUACUCAAUGUGUUAGUUUACAAAGUUCACCAGUUGGAAUUUGUACAAAGAAUAAAUUAGAUAAUGUUGUUUACUCUGUUGUUAAUGGUACUGAUAUGAUCGUAAAGAUUGAUAAUACCACUAAUCCAGGUCCAAACAAUGGUUAUUGUCAAUCCUUUACUUCUCCAUCCGCUUGUGUAACUGAUAAUAAUGAAUUAACUCAAUAUAUGAAUAAUCAAUGUGGUAAAGGUAUUAAAAUCAAUUGUACAAGUUCAGUUUACAAUUCAUAUAGCUGUGUUGAUUCAAGUUGUUUACAAUGUUCAAAAAUCAGUUCAUAUCCAUUAAAUCAAUGUAAUUUAAUAAAUUCAACCAGUGGUGUAAUGUUUAAAUCAUUAUUAAAAACUCCAAUCACUGAAGAACCAACUCCACUUCCAUAUUCGUCUUCCUCAUCAACUAAUGAUACUGAUUCAUCUCAACAAUCAAGUAAUUCAAAUAAUUCAUUUUAUAAUAAUAAUAAUAAUAAUAAUAUGAUUACAAUUAUCAUCUUCUCCAUUUUUUUCAUUAUUUCAAUGAUUUAA